AGGCGGCGGGGGGGCGGGCCCUUCCCUGUGUUGUCGACAUCAGAGACGAACAACAGAUCGAAGACGCCGUCAAGAAAGCAGUGGACACUUUUGGAGGGAUUGACAUCCUGGUGAAUAACGCCAGCGCCAUCAGCCUGACGGGGACGCUGGACACGCCCAUGAAGAAGGUCGACCUGAUGCUCGGGAUCAACCUGCGCGGGACCUACCUCACGUCUAAGCUGGUCCUUCCUCACCUGCUGAAGUCUCGGGUUUCUCCUCACAUCCUGAACCUGUCUCCUCCUCUGAACCUCAACCCAGUGUGGUUCAAGAACCAUACAGCGUACACCAUGGCGAAGUACGGCAUGUCCAUGUGCGUCCUGGGGAUGGCUGAAGAGUUCAGAGGUCAAAUCGCCGUCAACGCCUUGUGGCCCCGAACAGCGAUCCAGACGGCGGCGAUGGACAUGCUUGGCGGGGCAGGCGUGGCUAAACAGUGCCGUACAGCGGACAUCAUGGCGGACGCCGCGUACGCCGUCCUCUCCAAACCCACCGACUUCACUGGAAACUUCCUCAUCGACGAGGACGUGCUGAGGGGCGAAGGCGUGCGCCACUUCGACCAGUACGCCGUUGAGCCCGGACAUCCUCUUCUGCCGGAUUUCUUUUUGGAUGAAACUCCAGAGUCACUGGCGCAGAAAAUGGAGGAGCACGGAGCCACGCCCACCUUCAGACCGCCCUCUCAGGCCCCGCCCACCUCCUCUGGACCAAUCGAAAGCACCUUCGACGUCAUCAGAGCGUCAAUCAACGAAGACGUGGUCAAGUCCACUCAAGGACUGUACCGCUUUGACCUGACAGGGGAGCACAGCGGGGUCUGGUUCCUGGACCUGAAGUCCGGUUCUGGGAGCGCCGGGGCCGGAGAGCCGGAGGGGAAAGCCGACGUCGUCAUGACGAUGGAUUCAGACGACUUCAGCAAAAUGUUCUCAGGGCGGCUGAAGCCGACUCUGGCCUUCAUGUCGGGGAAGCUGAAGAUCAAAGGAGACAUGACGAUGGCCAUAAAACUGGAGAAACUCAUGAACCGCAUGAACCGCGCCAAACUGUGACCCCCGACCUCUGACCCUCGACCGCAGGGUGACGGGGUCAGAGUGGGGAGCAGGAGUCUCCAGUGAUUUGUGAAAAACUGCUUCUGAAACUCUGGAUUCUGGUUGUUUGAAUGUUUCAUGAGCCUCAGACCACGCCCCUCACACAUAACCCCGCCCACUGACAUCAGACCACGCCCCUCACACAUAACC
Messenger RNA from Boleophthalmus pectinirostris (great blue-spotted mudskipper), 1262 nucleotides. It is a transcript of the gene hsdl2, whose product is annotated as hydroxysteroid dehydrogenase like 2. The transcript is spliced from 10 exons. Bases 159 to 1073 code for a protein of 304 amino acids. Lineage: Eukaryota; Metazoa; Chordata; Actinopteri; Gobiiformes; Gobiidae. Gene Ontology annotation, cellular component: mitochondrion. The record is from RefSeq and is a predicted model, not a curated record.